Messenger RNA from Oreochromis niloticus (Nile tilapia), 4105 nucleotides. It is a transcript of the gene adora2b, whose product is annotated as adenosine A2b receptor. The record is from RefSeq and is a predicted model, not a curated record. Lineage: Eukaryota; Metazoa; Chordata; Actinopteri; Cichliformes; Cichlidae. Gene Ontology annotation, biological process: G protein-coupled adenosine receptor signaling pathway; adenylate cyclase-activating G protein-coupled receptor signaling pathway; vasodilation. The coding region runs from base 338 to 1378 and encodes 346 amino acids. Gene Ontology annotation, molecular function: G protein-coupled adenosine receptor activity. Gene Ontology annotation, cellular component: plasma membrane. The transcript is spliced from 3 exons.
CACACACACACACACUCCUCCCUCCCCCCUUUUCUUGCGUUUCUCACUCUUGAAAACUGCCAUUGGGUAGGAAGUUGGGUGACACUCCGUCUGCGAUACAAAUCUUCAGAUGCCGCUUAAACGCUCUGCAGAUCGCCCGAUGUUGGUGUGAUAACAACCAGAGACGAUGAAAAGGUUAAUUAAGAUGGCUGAUUUUGCAGUUCACACGUGUGGAAUAUUUUUGGAUUACAGCAGAAAGACUUGUUUUCUCCCCUGGGACUAGAAUCGGUGUUGUGGGUGACCGUCUCCUCUGCCAACAGCCUGCAGCUUUCAGUCCUUUUUUCCACACUUUGCUGAGAUGAUUACGUUCUUUUACAUCGUGAUUGAAGUAGUGAUCGCUGUUCUUUCCGUUUUCGGCAACGUACUGGUGUGCUGGGCUGUUGCGAUCAACACCACUCUGAAGAACGCCACCAACUAUUUUCUGGUGUCUCUGGCUGUGGCUGAUAUUCUUGUCGGUUGCCUCGCCAUCCCCUUUGCCAUAACCAUCAGCAUCGGCAUACCCCUGGACUUUUAUGGAUGUCUCUUUCUUGCCUGUUUUGUCCUGGUGCUCACUCAGAGCUCCAUCUUUAGUCUUCUGGCUAUUGCAAUUGAUAGAUAUCUAGCCGUCAAAAUCCCUCUGAGGUACAAGGAGCUGAUGACGGGUAAAACUGCCAGAGAGAUCAUUGCUAUUUUAUGGAUUCUCUCCUUUAUUAUUGGCCUCAUCCCAUUCUUUGGAUGGAACUUGAAGUCUAAGAAAUGUAACAGCUCUGAGACAAGCAGCACUAUGAACGCUAGCAUCACAGCAGCGCCGAGUGCCAUGGGGGACUUGCCACGGAGCUGCAAGCUCACGUGCUUGUUUGAGAGCGUGGUAGACAUGCAUUACAUGGUGUACUUUAAUUUCUUUGUCUGCGUGCUGCUGCCACUGCUCAUCAUGCUGGGCAUCUACCUGAAGAUAUUCAACGUGGCCAGAAAGCAGCUGAGGCAGAUCGAGCUGAAGUGCGUGGGCAACGGCGACAGCCAAAAUCAUGGGUUGCUGCAGAAGGAAAUCAGAGCUGCCAAAUCCCUCUCCAUCAUCGUGGGACUGUUUGCCAUUUGCUGGCUGCCUGUCCACAUCCUUAACUGUGUCACGCUGUUUUACCAGAAGCUACAGCUGGAGGUUGUCAUGUACGUGGCCAUCAUUCUGUCUCACGCCAACUCUGCAGUAAACCCCAUCAUCUACGCUUACCGAAUCAGGGACUUUAGGGUCACAUUCCGCAAGAUCCUGAGCCCCUUUACAUGCAAAAAGGAGAAGUCCCUCAGCUCCAAUGGCAGCAAACGCAACAAAGACCAAAUCAACAUGACCAUCGACCCUCUGCUAUAGGGAACCGUACAGAACGAGUAUUAUCUGUGUCAACUGUUGUUUUAGUCUUGAUUUUCCCAGAGUUUUCUAAUGUUUACAGAACAAUGGUAUGAUGUGUGAAGAUGUCAAACGCGCCUUGAAUGUGGACAUUUAUUUAUCAACAGUGCAAAGUAUCAGGGGUCAAGCAAUGACAUGUUUCAUAGCAAGUCUUACAAAUCUUUUCUAUUGUGAAGGAUACGUAUAUGUAUAUACAUAUACAUAUAUGUGAAGAUGUUAAAGCUAACUAGAUUUGUUGGACUGUGAAUGGGAUCCAAACUAAAAAAAAAAAAAAUUACUGCUUAUCUUGAAUCCAACAUAAUGUUACAACUGCAAACACUCCUCUUUACUGCCAUUAUAUUUUAUAUUGUCAACAUUUAGUGCCAGAGUUUAACUUAUUUAUUACAAAAAAACAAAACAAAAACAUCUUUGAGAAUGUAAAGACAAAACAACAAAAACAACUUUGUGUGGCUACAUCUGUACUUGUGGACCUAAAAGGUACAGUAGCAGUCUAUGUCCGUGGUUACUUUUGGCUUGUGAACCUUUAAAAGUUGAACUCACACUCUUGCUUAUCACACCUUAGUAUGCAGACAGAUUGUUUUUAUAGUUUUUAUUUAAUUAUAGGAGGAGCUAAAAAACUUUCAUAUCAAUUCAAAAUUAGAGUCAGAUAACAAAUAUAACACCUGUAUGUAGCAGAAAUGUUCUCAAUGUUGUCUGCUGCUUUACAACUCAACUAAGUGCCAGUGUUUGCAGGUGUUCGCGUGCAUGCGUGCGUGCGUGCGUGCGUGCGUGCAAGCAGAAGAGCUCAGCAGGGAUGAGAUGGAAGAAAAAUGCACUUUUCUGCUUUGUCGAAGUUAUGGUUACUGGUUUUUUUUUUGUUUUUUUGUUUUUUAAAAACAGGGAGAAAUGGAGAAAUUAAAACAAAAUUUUUUUUCUUCCACAUGAAUCACGUUUCAUAGCUACAGGGGUUUUUUGGGUAGGGGGGUGGGGGGGGGGGGCAAAUUUAGCUAGACUCCAGUGGCUAUGAUACUGAGUAAGCACUUUCUGGCUCCUACAAGUAGUAGUUAGGGGACCACUUGGAAUUACCAGGAUUUCUGCAUUGAUUACUUGUGGGGUUUAGUUUCUGUAGUCAAAGUGAAAAUUCCAGAUGAACACACUGAGGUUACUAAUGUCCAUAGACCCUUGGCCCAUAAGUGUUAUUGGAUACCCAAGUGGUCUGGUGUUUGAUAUCCAUUAUCAUUCUUACUCAAUGUUUUUUUGCUACAGUGACACAUGAAGAAAUGUUUUAGAAACUUUGAUUUGGUGUUACUCCCAGUUUCUUCAUUUUUUUCUGCAGGGAAGAGACGAGCAACACUUUGGAAUUUCCUGUGCAUAUCUGUGAGACUUUUUUUGAUUGAAAAUCCACAAAAAAGAGAUUCAAAGUCCUAUAACCCACACCCUCUCAUCUCCUUAACUGGAGAACCUUUGUCUUCAAGUAACUUUUGGAGUAGUUGUGAGCACAGAAGUGCAGUUAGGUUUUCCGCCCUGGCACUGUGAGCGAUUACUCUGUUCUGUUGAAAGUACAGCCAUUUCUCUGUAACCACUUUAUUCAGAUUCUGUGCAUCUAUAUUUGUGACUUAGAUAAAGAUCAGACCAUAUUUCAUGGAGAAUCGAUGUAGAAAUCCUUGUAAUUCCAAAGGAUUCACCAACUUUGUCUUGCAGCUGCAGAAAAAUAGCACAAUUUGAUUUGAGGCAGACCCAUUAAUAUGAUGCAGAUCGGCACAACACACGUGUGGUUGUGCUCCGCAUGAUUUACAUUUUCAAAUGCUCAGGAAGAGGAAAAACUGAUUGCACCCUUCAUGGAAACAUUGCAUCUGUACAAAGCUGCUUUCUAUUGAGCCACAUGAUGACAUACUGUAGAUACUGUAGCAGACCUGAAAGCCAAGUCAAACUUGAUUCUUCAGAUCAUUGCAAUUUGAUUUAUUAUUCUGUAUCCAAGCACUUAAAGGCAUAAAGCAUCACUGCUUUGAUUUAUUUGGGAAUAAAUGAAUGUGACUCGUCUCAGGAGUACAGCUGACAACGCCCUCCACCACAUAGACAGUCUCAGCUGGAAUCCCGAGGCCCUGUUAGUGAAGCCGGUCAUCAAGACUGCACCGACAUUAGCUUUUUAAUUUAAGUAAACAUGGCCAUUUUAACUGAGCUCUCAAACCAAUGACCGAGUCUAACUGAAGUCAAAAAAAAGAAAAAAGGAUGGGGUAACACUAGAGAAAUAAUGUGUUACACACUCUCAGUGGUGCUCAUAGUGCAGCAAACCUCACAGAAGUGUUGCUGUAACUUUCAAAGCUCAGCAUAUGCAAGAGCAUGUAAGAUUAUCCAGAGCACAGCGGUUUUGUGAAAAUGUGCAGGUGUUUUGGUCAACAGAGACCCAUCACUACACAAAUGAGAGCUUUGCACUGACAUUUCUGAUCAUUUCCUGUUAGCUGUGCUUCACUGGUGGCGUCGAACCACGUUGUGUUGGUGUUAAAACAAGUGCAGCGUCUGCCUCCAGUGCUUCAUUAUCUCCCCCACUUCAUUUGCUUUUGUGUGCAGUGAUCCACCUCUGACUAAAUUCAAGGGCUAAAAUACAGGAGUGUGCAGCAUUUAGUACAUUCCAAUGGAGACAUCUACACUGUAAAUGCACUGUAACGUUGUAUUACCAUCUAUGUUGACUGAUGUGUUAAAAAAAAAAAAAAA